This is a messenger RNA of Opisthorchis viverrini, 639 nucleotides long. RefSeq lists its product as hypothetical. The record is from RefSeq and is a predicted model, not a curated record. The annotation marks the transcript as partial. Lineage: Eukaryota; Metazoa; Platyhelminthes; Trematoda; Opisthorchiida; Opisthorchiidae. The transcript is spliced from 2 exons.
GAUCCACCACUCGGGGAACUGCUCAAGGCCGUCACUUAUUCAAAAAACGAACAUAUUAUCAAACUGCCCGAAACUGUAGGAGGUCGUCCACCUGGUCAUGUGGCCGGCGAGGGACAGCGAGACAGUGGCUUUGUGGAUGCAGGCGCUACUCCAGAAGGUGAUGAAUUGGCAACAUUUCCAAGAAGCAAGCAUGGCGAAGAAAGAUUCCCUCAAAUGAUGGACAGAAUGCCUGGGGAUGAUAUUAGGACCGGGCAACCACCUUCAUUGGAAUAUAAAGAAAGACGGAGCAAAGGGAGGAACACUGAUUUCCUAUCAUCCACUAAAUGUGCUCCAUCCGUACCUCUUCACGGAAGUGAAAAAUUCAGGCCUAUCUAUGCCCACUCAACCAGCCCGGCUGCAAGUCGUCGCAACCUCCCUUCAUUACAUGCAAAUCAAAUGGGAGUCCGAAUAUCCUCAACCAGCCAGGUUGCAUUUCGUGCAAUCAAUUUGGAAUCAGCGAGAAAUCAUAGCCCCGCAUUUCAGAGCAUCAAAAACAGCACUGAACGUAACGCGCCAUUUUGUCUUUCAGGACAGCGAGCAGGCAAUAAACUGCAACACUCAGCUACACCAAUCAGACCAAUAAUUGAUCGUGUGUUCCGU